Molecule: messenger RNA, 1009 nt
Organism: Sceloporus undulatus (fence lizard)
Lineage: Eukaryota; Metazoa; Chordata; Lepidosauria; Squamata; Phrynosomatidae
Product: immunoglobulin lambda-1 light chain-like
Exons: 4
Coding region: 76-780 (234 amino acids)
Biological process (GO): positive regulation of T cell activation; antigen processing and presentation of exogenous peptide antigen via MHC class II; immune response
Cellular component (GO): MHC class II protein complex
Molecular function (GO): MHC class II protein complex binding
Source: RefSeq, a predicted model, not a curated record
AAAGGAGCCAGGAGGACAGUCCCAGGCACUUUCUCCGUUUCCUUCAGAAAGCCAUCCUUGCUCCGAGGGCUCAUCAUGGCGUGGGCUCUUUUGCUCUUCUCUCUUCUCUAUUACUGUGACGGUGUCUAUUCCCUGGCAACAUUGACUCAGCCUGCCUCUGAGUCUGUGCCCCCGAGAAAAGAAACAAAACUCUCCUGCACUAAAGGCAGUGGGAACUGGAACACUGCAGUCUUCUGGUAUCAACAGAGACCCGGAGAAGCCCCUCGCUUUGUGCACUGCAACGGCUGCAGCAGAGGGGAAGGGAUCCCUAACCGGUUCUCGGCCUCUGCUGCUGGCAACACUGGCUAUUUAACCAUUGCUGACGUCCAGGUGGAAGACGAGGCCAUUUAUUACUGUGCUUGUUGGUCUAGCACUGACAGCAUGUGGGUGUUCGGAGGAGGAACCCAGCUGACUGUCACUGACCAGAACCCCGUCCAUCCCUCCGUGUUUCUCUUCCCUCCAUCCCAGGAAGAGAUCAAGACCAAGAGCAAAGCCACCUUGGUCUGCCUGAUGGAUGAGUUCCACCCAGGCGUCGUCCAGGUCGAAUGGAAGGCCGAUGGCACCACCAUCUCUUCUGGCGUGGAGACCACCAAACCUGUCAAACAGGGGAACAAGUACGUGGCCAGCAGUUACCUGACUCUGAGUGAGUCUGACUGGAAAAGCCACAACAAGUACGCCUGCAAGGUGACCCAUGAAAGCGAGACCAUUGAGAAGGAGGUCAACAGAUCGGAGUGUUCUUGAAGGGUGGAUGUCUCCAUGGUGGCCCUCAUGAGUCCAUCUCCUUGGAAGAAAGAGUGUUUCCUACCCAGGUCCAAAUGUAUUCUCUGAUUCCACCCUUAUUCUAGCUUUAUCGAUAAAGGCUGAUCUCUAUCAAACCUAGUUCCAUCCCCUACAUCCCCUGCACUCCCGGAACCUCUGUUGUAUGUUUAAUUUCCAGUGUUAGCACAUUAAUAAAAAUUGAUAAAUGCUA